AUGUUGAAACUUCUCUCUCUGGGCCUGAUGGCCGCUCAGUCCGUGAUGGGCAUCAGAUUCGGCAUGUACAUUGACGAAUACCACACAACCGAUCUGCCUAGUAGCAGCCAGACGGAGGGUAUCGACCAUGCCAUCAUGGCGUUUGCCCCCUCGACUCUCUUUAACUCGGACUCGACUCCCUCGUUUACUCCCUUUGAGUCCCCCUCGACUAUGAGGGCACGGUUUGGCGCAAACACAAAACUUAUGAUCGCCAUCGGCGGCUGGGGGGAUACCUCUGGGUUCAGCGAUGGUGCGAAAGAUGAUGCUUCGCGGGCCAGGUACGCGAAGAACGUGGCGGCGAUGCUUGAUGCCAACGGAUUUGACGGUGUUGAUAUCGAUUGGGAAUACCCCGGUGGUAACGGUCAGGACUACAGGCAGGUCCCCAACUCGGCCAAGACGUCCGAGAUUGAGACCUACCCUCUCUUCCUGAAGGCUAUCCGUGAUGCGAUUGGCGACAAGGUUCUGUCCAUUGCUGUGCCCGGCAAGAAGGGCGACAUGAUCGCUUUCACCAAGGAACAGGGUCCCAGCAUUUUCUCUUCUGUCGACAUGGUCAACCUCAUGAGCUACGACUUGAUGAACCGCCGCGACAACGUGACUAACCACCACACCAGCGUGGAGGGCUGCCUGGAGGCCGUCCAGAACUAUAUCGAUAUCGGCCUGGACCCUGCCAAGAUCAACUUGGGCUUCGCCUAUUACGCCAAGUUCUUCACGACCGACCCCAACUCGGACUGUGCUACUCACCCCAUUGGCUGUGGCGUGGUUAGCCUCGAGAACGCCGACGGUACCGACAACGGCAAGUCUGGCGCCUUUACCUUUGAGCAGGGUAACAUGUCGCCUGCUCCGACUGAUCUCACCACCUCUGUUGAUGGCACUUGCGGAUUCGCCAAGAAGACCAAGUGUCCUGCGGGAAGCUGUUGCAGCCAGUACGGCAACUGUGGCACUGGCGAUGAUUUCUGCCAGGUGGGCUGCCUCUCAGACUACGGUACCUGCAAGGGCAUCUCCGUGACGGACUCGUGGCGCCGCGCCCUGAGCGACGGCCAGACAGACGAGACCGCCGGUGGCCAGUACUACUGGGACAGCAACGUGAACCUGUUCUGGACGUGGGACACCCCGGACCUGAUCGCGCGCAAGUUCACCGACAUCGUUGCAGCCAAGUCCGUCGGAGGCAUCAUGGCCUGGAGUCUGGGCGAGGAUACGUACGACUGGAGCCAUCUUAAGGCCAUGCAGGCCGGUGCUACCCAGUGA
Penicilliopsis zonata CBS 506.65 is the source of this 1284-nucleotide messenger RNA. RefSeq lists its product as hypothetical. The record is from RefSeq and is a predicted model, not a curated record. Gene Ontology annotation, molecular function: chitinase activity; chitin binding. Gene Ontology annotation, biological process: carbohydrate metabolic process; chitin catabolic process. Gene Ontology annotation, cellular component: extracellular region. The coding region runs from base 1 to 1284 and encodes 427 amino acids. Lineage: Eukaryota; Fungi; Ascomycota; Eurotiomycetes; Eurotiales; Aspergillaceae. The transcript has 4 exons.